AGCGCGCAGGAUGUGCGGGGCGCCCGCGACCCUCCGCGGCAGGGCGAGGCCCCGCGGGCGGACCGUGAGCGCAACGUCCGCCCCGGGGAACCGCACAGGCACGUGUGCUCAGCUGCAGCCACCCCCAAAGGGCACCUUGCAAAUCCUCCGUGGCGAUGGCGCUUCUGUGGGGACUGUGGUCGUUUUCCACUGCCCCUCGGGCCACCAGAUGGUGGGCUCCGGCCUCCUCACCUGUGCCUGGAAGGGGAGUAUCGCCGACUGGUCUUCGCGGACCCCCGUGUGCAAGUCUGUGCCGCCCCAGGAGGCCUUCGGCUUCAAGGUGGCAGUCAUCGCCUCCAUCGUGAGCUGUGCCAUCAUCCUGCUCAUGUCUGUGGCCUUUCUCACCUGCUGCCUCCUCAAGUGCGUGAAGAAGAGUGAGCAGCAGCGGCGCUCCAACAGGAUGGCGCAGCUAUGGCACCAGCUGAGGGGCGAGGAUCUGGAGACGGUGCAGGCUGCGUACCUUGGCCUCAAGGUCCACAACCAGAACAACAGCAGCAGCCACAAACCCAGGAGCCAUCCCAGCCAGGCGCACGACAACCACAGCUUCACCACAGACCUCAGCGAAGGCAUCAGGGAACUGGCUGGCAUGGCCCACAGUGUGGACAAGGAUUCCCAGACUCCGGGGCCCAGCAGCCCCUCCCACUCAUCCAGCACCCGUGUGGUCAUCCACACCGUGAACCCAGGGCAGGGCCUGCCUGCUUCAGGGACAGCCACAGGGAUGCCCAUGCGGUCCACGAUGGACCUCCCAGGGUGACGUCACCAUCCAGGCCCCUGCAACUCCACUUGUCCGGCGUGUCCAGCUGGGGAUCUACAGUGGAAUCUGCCUCCAGGUGCAGGGACCCCUCGGGGCCGAGCUGACUCCAGAAGCGGAGGGCACUAGCAGGCUGGGGGCCCUAGUGAGGAGCCUGCGGUCCCAAAGGAGCCCAGCUGUGGCGACUUUAUAGUAAUGGCUCCCUUGAACCAGCUGCUGCUGCUGCGUUUAAUGUAGUAGAUCCCUCCCCUCUAACCAGGGCUCCUUUUAAGAGACAGAUAUUCUAGUUUUGCGUAGUAGAAUAAGAAGACGGCAAUAAACUUUUCAGCAACUAUGGGAUGGCCACCUUGGCACCUUCCUGGGCAGGAGGUGCUGUUUCAAAGCAGGAACCCAUGGAGGGUCCUGUAUUAUCUAUGUAAAGCGCAAGUGAGGGAAAUAAUUGUAUUACUAAGAAGUAAAAAAGAAGGUGCAUACCACUG
Molecule: messenger RNA, 1269 nt
Organism: Marmota flaviventris (yellow-bellied marmot)
Lineage: Eukaryota; Metazoa; Chordata; Mammalia; Rodentia; Sciuridae
Gene: Susd3
Product: sushi domain containing 3
Cellular component (GO): plasma membrane
Source: RefSeq, a predicted model, not a curated record